AUGACCUGCGAUUUACUAACCGUCCAAGCUUCCAUGGUAGCUUCGGAAUCCGCCUUUUCUUUUAGUGGAAGAGUUUUAUCAAAGUUUUGGACGACUCUUACCCAGGUUGCGGUAGAGGUUUGCAUUUGCUUGAAGGAUUACUUGGAUUCGGUGGAACGUAUACAACACUUGGCAUUACUAGAAGACCCACUAACACAAAAUGUUGAACUGGAGAUCAUGGAUGAAGAAUAUGCACAAGGCUUAUCAACACCUCCAGAAGACGAAGACGAUGACGAUGAAGACGAAGACGAAGAUGAAGAAUAUGUGAAUGCUCUUCGUGAAAUAGCUAAAGAAUUGGGAAAAAAGAAAUGGAAUUUUUCCCUGAACCCUUGUGGUGGAGAUCCCAGCUGGAACACAAAUGUGACAGACACAGGUUCUCAGUUUAAAAACAGUGUUCUGUGUGAUUGUUCGUAUCCUGGUGGUGUUUGUCACGUUGUUGAGAUAGCUGUUACGGCUAAUCGCCUGUCAGGAAGCAUUCCAACAUCUUUGGGGGAGAUAACCUCUCUUGUAACUGUGAUUCUGGAGAACAACAUGUUCUUCGGAACUGUUCCUGCUGAGCUUGGAAAAUUAACAAAUUUAUCAGUUCUGGUCUUGAGUGCAAAUAAUUUCUCUGGUAAAUUGCCAGAGGAGCUUAAUCUUCUCACAAAUUUGACAGAACUCCGGAUAAGUAGCAACAACUUCAGUGGGAAAAUUCCAAACCUUGGAAACUGCACAAAACUUCAGAAAUUAGAGAUCCAAGAUAGUGGUCUAGAAGGACAAAUACCCGAAAGUCUUUCCUUCUUGAGAAAUAUAACAGAACUACGGAUUUCUGAUUUAAGUGGAGAGGGCUCACAUUUUCCAAAUCUGAGUAGGAUGGCGAACAUGACUAAGUGGAUGUUGAGAAGCUGCAAUAUAAUUGGGACUAUUCCAGGUUAUAUAUCGCAAAUGUCCAAUUUGAGCCAUCUAUAUCUGACUGGUAACUCCCUGGAAGGCAGUCUUCCUAAAUGGAUCACAGAUAAAGAUCUUGUAGAUCUUUCCUACAACAACUUUAGUAAAGACACUGUGCCACAAGAUUGUGGUGAAUCACUGAACUUAUUCAGAAGCUACUCAAGUGGGAAUAACUCCAAAGCUGAUCUGUUUUAUGUUUCUCCAGACUACUAUUCAGUUUAUAUCAAUUGUGGUGGGCCAGGAGUUACCAUUGGAAACAAGACUUAUGAAGCAGAUGAAUAUCUAGGUGGACCUGCAAAUUUUUUUCCUUCAAGUGAUCGUUGGGGAUUUAGUAACACAGGAAAGAUAGUUUUCAGAGACAACCAAUCUUACAAGAGUCUUGGAAGACGUGUUUUUGAUGUUUAUGUUCAGGGUGUAACCAAGUUGAAGAAUUUUGAUAUCAAGAUUGCAGCAGGUGGGGUUGAUAAGGAAAAGUCCGGUUCCAAUAUGCUGGAAAGGGUACAACAGCUGUCCCAUUGA
Messenger RNA from Lactuca sativa (garden lettuce), 1485 nucleotides. The record is from RefSeq and is a predicted model, not a curated record. NCBI's taxonomy places the organism in Eukaryota, Viridiplantae, Streptophyta, Magnoliopsida, Asterales, Asteraceae.